Molecule: messenger RNA, 4397 nt
Organism: Phycodurus eques (leafy seadragon)
Lineage: Eukaryota; Metazoa; Chordata; Actinopteri; Syngnathiformes; Syngnathidae
Product: zinc finger CCCH domain-containing protein 6
Exons: 12
Coding region: 388-3810 (1140 amino acids)
Biological process (GO): negative regulation of DNA-templated transcription
Cellular component (GO): nucleus
Molecular function (GO): RNA binding; metal ion binding
Source: RefSeq, a predicted model, not a curated record
UUGGGAAUAUGUGCGGCGGGGCAGAGUAGCCAUUUUGAGAUGAUAUCGCUGUUGAGAAAUCCUGUGAAGAUGCUGAAAUCAACGAACAUGGUUACAACACAGAUUGUUUCUCCCUCCGUCUCCUCUCUUCUUUCACCAUGGCAGCUGUCAACCGACGGGACAUUAGCAAAGCGGGGUAUCGAGCUGUGCUCACAGAGUUAAAACGUCAUUGGUAUGAAAGAGGAGAGUGUCUGUACACUGUCUCUGUCGAGACAUGAAACACCGUGAGUUUAUUUUUUUCCUGCAGUCUGAACAUCUUCCAGCAUCUGCCACAACACAACGUCUCAUUAACUGCUUGAGUUAAUUCACUGUUGUACUGGACAGAGAAGUGAAGCAGAUUUGAUUCCAAUGGCCUCUGUGAGCCUUGUUUCCAGUCCCCCAGCCCCCGUUUUUGACAAAAACAUGACAGACUCUGAGCUGGCAGGGGACGAAAGAGAGGAUGGCGAGUUGGAAGAUGGAGAAAUUGACGAUGAGGGAAUCGGGAUAGAGGAGGAAAACAAAGAGGCUUCAGAGGUGACUGAUGACAAAGAAAAGCAAAAGGAGAAGGAACGCGACAAAACAAAAGAAAAAGAAGAAAAGUCUCACAGGUACUCACGGAAACGCUACAAAAAGACCAGAGAGAAGAGAAGGUCGAAAAGGAGGAGACGGGAAAGACAGAAACAUCACUCAUCUUCGAGCAGUUCCACCUCUGACAGCUAUGGCUCCGACUACGACCGUCCAGAGAAACCUAAAAACCGGCAGAGUCAUGGAUCUGGACGCGAUUGUGACCUCCAGAACCCUCAGCAUGGAAGAGACCAGAAAGGGUCGCGUGGCAACUUGCACAAGUCCCCGCCUCGCAAAAGCAGCAAUUUUGACAAAUACAGCGAUGACAACUAUGACUAUGAAGACGAGGAGGAUCAUUAUGACAAUGAGUCCGAGUACCUCCAGUCUAAAGAUACAACAUCCGGCAUGGGAAAAGGCCGCUAUGCGAAGGAGCAUAUGGGGAAGAGGGGAAACACGAGGGGUAUGAAACAACAAUUUGGGCAGAGAGGAAGAGGCAGAGGGAGUGGACCUGGAAGAGGACGAGUGAUGCUCAAGAACAAGAAAAUGAAGGGGGGGAAACCCUGGAUGGGACGCGGCGGGCGAGGCAGAGGGGGUGACCAGGACAUGGAAGACAUUGCUCCUGAAGUAAAAAAUUCUGGUUUUCAGAAGAAGCGCCUGAUUAUGAGCAAAGAAUUCAUCAGUCAACACACAGUAGAACACAAUGGAAAAUACAUUUGCAAGUACUUCCUGGAGGGUCGAUGCAUCAAGGGGGAGCAGUGUAAGUUUGAGCACGAGCUGGUCAUCCCAGAUAAGAAGAAGGAGCUUUGUAAGUUCUACCUCCAGGGAUACUGCAGCAAAGGAGACCAUUGCAUUUACAUGCACCGUGAAUAUCCAUGCAAGUUCUUUCACACUGGAGCCAAAUGCUAUCAAGGGGAGAACUGCAAAUUUUCCCAUGAUGCACUGACUGAUGUGACGAAAGAGUUGCUCGAUAAGAUCAUUAAUACAGAGGAGGAGAUUGCCCGUGAGGAUGAAUUGGAGCUGGAGGACCUGAGAAAACAGGGCAUUGCUCCACUUCCAAAGCCGCCUCCAGGUGUGGGCUUGCUCCCCACGCCAGGUCAGAGCAGCCCGACAGAUGAAUCUUCUCAGGGAGGGAAGAUCCCCUCCCUCUUCGAAAUUAAGGUUCAACCUACAGUCAACCUGGCACAGAAGAUUGGGUUAAAUGAGUCCAACUACCAGGAUCCCAAUGAAGGCACUGACCAGUUCAGUGGCAGACCAGAGGAAACACCAAGUGGAGCUUUGGUGUCUUCAGGCUCUGAUGCUACCACAGUGCCUUCGUUAGGGUCACCAGGUACCGUGGGUUACCCAACAGGACCACCCACAAGUGACCAGAGCCCUCCUGGACAGCAGCUGCCACAUGGAUAUCCAAUGCAGCAGCCAAUUCCACCUGGUCAGCCGCCAGUGUUUCACGGAAAUAUAAACCGUCAGAUGAAUAUGCAGAGGCCUCCAUUCCCCGCAGUACCAGAACUACAGAUGCUGCAGAGCCUCUUCCCUUUUCCAUCGUUGGGCCAGAACCCACUCGAGCUCCUCAGCAACUUACUCCAGAACCAGCCAGUGGGCCAUCAAGUGGAACCUGGGAUGAACCAGGUACAGAACCUACAGCAGCAGAUAGGUCCAGAUGUCCAGUUGCAGUCUUUACCUUCAGCGGUGCAGAAAGCCAUCAUUCUACACCUGACUCAGCACCAACCAGAGUCAAAGCCACAUGAGAGCAAUCCACAGAGGGCACAUAGUCAAGGUGACAAGAAUACUAACAGAGAUGAAACAACAAACUGGUAUUCCAGCGACGAAGACGGUGGGAGUAGUGUUGCUUCCAUUCUAAAAUCUCUGAAGAGGCAUCAUGAGAUGCAGCAAUCCAAGACCCCAACACUAGCCCCUGCAGCACCCCUGGGCGACCCUCGACUUGUCAAGGACAGAACUCACCCAAGUGACCCACGUGUGAAGGCAGACCCUCGGCAGAGACCUCCUGAUAUGAACAAGGUGUCUGAUGCAGGUUUGGAUCCACGACUCUCCAGAGACCCUAGGAAACCGAGACCUAUGGAGUCCAGCUCGGACCGUCAGCAGAACCAGUCAACUGGCCUAAAAAAGCCCACUGGAGAUGAGGAUGAUGAAAGGGAGAGGGAACUGAGAGAGAGAGCGGCCCUCAUUCCGUUGGAGGCCAGUCCGGGUGUGGUGCUGCAGGACCCCCGCUGCCAGCUAAAGCAGUUCAGCCAUAUUCGGGUGGACAUUCUGCUUCAACGGCCGGCCUUCGCCCAAACAGUGGUCUGGGCUCCUGAAGAUCUGAUCCCAUCUCUAAUACCCAAACAGGAACACUCCAUCAAUUUACCCCUGCCACCUCUAAUCGCUGAGGCUCAGAUGAACAGAACAAGUGUGCCGGAGCACCCCCCCACCUCCAGCCCUCCACCGACUGACCCCAGAUUGGCGGCUGCUCGUUUAAAGGAGCGCCUCACUCGUCUGCCGUCUGGAUCCUCAACAGAGAGACCUGUUGAUCCACGUCAGCAAAAGAAUUUAGACCCCAGACUCAAGCGUACAGUAAGUCUGGACUCCAAGAUGCUUGGUCAGAAGGAAGCCUGUGCAGAGACAAGAGUUGCGGAACCCAGGUUGCAAAAGACCAGCACUAGCGCCUCCCUUUCCGAGAGGCUGCCACCCUAUGCCCCUCGGCUGGCGUCUUCUGGGGGGAUCCUGGAAAGCCCCACGACAAUCCUGGGAGGCAUCAGUCUGUAUGAUCCCCAUAAUCAGACCGAGCCAAUUCAGAAGGAUCAGGUAGACCCACAUAAAAAAGUGGGCAUUCUCAAACAUCCAGUGAAGAAAGACACUCCUCCAACACUACCCACCUCACCAAGUCAACGUCGUGUCUCUUUGGAGGAGACAAAACACACAGAUGGUGCCUCUGAUCACUAUCAGACCGCACACGAUAGUUCAUCCCCACUUCCUCAGGACCCGAUCCUCACCCCCCACGCAGUGCAUAAUCUGCCUGUCCAGGCUCUGGCAGGCUUGAUCAGACCGCAGUAUGCUGACGCCAGACAGGCCAAACUGGCAGGACUAGUUUCUGCAGGGGUACAAGAGGAUGCGGAAGAACAGAAAGAAGUUCCGGUGGAGGAACCUAUGCAGACGAACGAGGAGGAGCUUGAAGACAGGACGCUCAAAGAUGUCUUCAAGACCUUUGACCCCACAGCUUCUCCUUUCUCCCAGUAAACUGCAUUGAAUUUUUAUAUUGGUGGCACAUGCCAAUCACUAUUUAGCUUUAAAUCUAUUUAUUUAUGUACAUUCACUUUAUACUCACUAAAAUGGUAUAGAUGUGAGGAUGUUAGCAUCUGUGGUUAUUUAAGUUUAGUUGAUUGAUUGUGGAUUUGUCAGAAAGAUAUGAGCUGAUAGAAACAUAAAUUCCAACAAUUCUUAUCCCUUUUGUCUUUCUACAACCCCAAUUCCAAUGAAGUUGGGACGUUGUGUUAAAAAUAAAUAAAAACAGAAUACAAUUUGCAAAUCAUGUUCAACCUGUAUUUAAUUGAACACACUACAAAGACAAGAUAUUUAAUGUUCAAAUUGAUCAACUUUAAUGCUUUUAGCAUAUAAUCAUUAACUUGGAAUUUCAUGGCUGCAACACGUCCCAAAGAAGUUGGGACAAGGGUCAUGUUUACCACUGUGUUACAUCACCUUUUCUUUUAACAACAUUCAAUAAACAUUUGGGAACUGAGGACACUAAUUGUUGAAGCUUUGUAGGUGGAAUUCUUUCCCAUUCUUGCUUGAUGUACAGCUUCAGCUGUUCAACAGUCCGAGGUCUC